AUGUCUCGAUUCUCUCUGACCGGUCGCACUGCGCUCGUUACGGGCGGUGCUCGAGGCUGCGGCCUGGCGUUUGCGAGAGGGCUAGCUGAAGCUGGGGCCGAUGUAGCGGUGUUUGAUAUUAUUGAGCCUGCCGAGGGGUUUCUUUCUAUGGAGAAGGAUUACGGUGUUCGCACGGCGUUCUACAAAGUCGACGUAUCCUCGCAGGAAUCCCUCGAAAAUGCCUUCAAAACAUUCCAAUCCGACUUCUCCAACGCGCUCGAUAUAUGUGUUCCCUGCGCCGGGAUCAACCGGCAUCUGACCUUCCUUGAAUUCACGUACAAAGAUCACCAAGACCUGCUAUCGGUAAAUGUGAUGGGGUUGUUUUUCACAGCCCAGCUAGCAGCGAAGCAAAUGAUCGCAAACGGAACGAAACACGGAAGUAUUGUUCUUGUCGCGAGCAUGGCGAGCCACGUUGCGGUGAGAGAUCAGAUGUGCAGCGCAUACUGUGGAUCCAAGGGCGCAGUCCGGGCGAUGUGUCCGGCUAUUGCGAAGGAAAUGGCGCCUUAUGGAAUCCGCGUAAACUCGAUAUCCCCAGGAUACGUGCGCACCGAGAUGACCGCGUCGUUCCCCCAUCUUGUCGAGAAAUGGAAAGCCGACGCGAUGAACGGCCGGAUCGCCGAACCCGACGAUAUAAUGGGGGCGUGCGUGUUUCUGGCCAGCGACGCCAGCGCCUACAUGACCGGGGCAGAUGUUGUCGUGGAUGGGGGGGUGACAAAGUGCUCAGAAAAUGGCUUCCACGAGGAGUCUACAACUGUCGUUGUCGUCGGUGCAGGACCAUCGGGGUUAAUGCUAGCAUGCAACCUCGUCCGCUACGGCAUCAACACUGUCCUCCUUGACGACCGCCCCGACAAAACCUCCACCGGAAAAGCUGAUGGCAUGCAACCGAAGACCAUCGAGACGUUUCGUCAAUUGCGACUAGCAGAUCCACUGCUCAAGAAUGCAGCGAGGGUCUAUGAUAUUGCGUUCUGGGAAUCAACGCCAGACUCGUCCCUCCAUCGAACCGGUCGCAAAACGCAUUAUCCGGACCAUCUUGUCGGCGCUGCGGAUCCGUACAUUCUUCUGGCGCAUCAGGGGAUGAUCGAGGAUAUUUUGAUUCAGGACAUGGAGGAUAGAGGGGUGGGUGUGCGACGCAGCAGCCCGUUUGUUAGAUGCGACCGGUUACCAAGUGGGAGGCUUCGUGUGGAAUAUGAGAACGCGGCCAAUGGAUCGAGGAAGACCAUUCUGUCAGAUUAUCUGGUUGGAUGCGACGGCGCCCGAUCGCAAGUUCGGGAAUUCAUUCCCGAUGCCCAGUUGGAGGGCGAUAUGACGAAUGCCUCAUGGGGUGUUCUUGAUGGAGUGAUAGAGACAGACUUCCCCGACCUCUGGAGCAAGGUUGCUGUGCGAUCUCAUACUGCAGGGUCGAUUCUGUGGAUCCCCCGCGAGCGAAACAUGACCCGACUGUAUGUGCAGUUAUCCUCGACAGACGGAGAGCGCGUCGACAGGAAGUUGGCAACGGCAGAAUAUGUCAUGAAGCGCGCAGAGGAGGCGAUGCAUCCGUUCUCUCUGAAGUGGAAGACCAUUGAAUGGUUCGGGAACUACGUCGUUGGGCAGCGUGUCGCGAGAAAGUUCAGCGAUGCGGAUGGGAAGAUCUUCAUCGCGGGCGAUGCAGGACACGUCCACUCGGCCUUGGCAGCCCAGGGCGCUAACACAAGCAUGCACGACUCCUUCAACCUGGCCUGGAAAUUGAACUUUGUGGUUCGCGGUCUCGCAUCACCGUUUCUCCUUUCGACCUACGAAGAAGAGCGACGCAAGAUUGCUAACGACCUGAUCAAUUUCGACGCUGGACACUGCGAAGCCUUUGCGCAAGGUGAUGAAGCACUCGCUCAGAACUUCGACGAUAAUAUCCGAUUUAUCUCUGGCAUUGGGGCGGAGUAUAACUCCGGAAUGCUAACGGCGCAAGGAAUAGGGAAGGGGAGAUUAAAGCCCGGUGCUUUGAUGAUUCCCGCAAAGGUGACCAGAUAUAUCGACGCAAACCCAGUGGAUAUCCAGAUCGAUAUACCGAUGCUGGGACAAUUUAGGGUGUACCUCUUCCUUCCUGAUGUGAAACUAGGAAUGAGAUUCUUGGACAACGUUUGUCAAAUGGGAACGGCUCUGGGUGGUGCUGCCGCAAACGCGCAACAAUCCUAUGCAACAAAGCCCCGAGGAUAUGCCCCGUCCGAUGAGUUCUUGCAACCACAACGAUACACUCCCGUUUCGGAUUUCGUAACAUAUGCUCUCGUGACGAGGUCGGAGAAGACCCAAUUCGAGAUAGCUGAUCUUCCGGAGAGUUUGCAGAAGAGUCGCUGGACUCUAUAUCUGGACAAUGGAGACACGGUCGGCUGUACGGAUAAAUGGAUGGGGCAGCUCGGUGUUGGAAAGGCAGGGGUUGUGAUAGUCAGGCCGGAUGGUUAUGCCGGUGCAAUUGGUUCCUGGGAUGUUGAAGCAGGAGAUCAAGCGAAGGAUUGGAUAGAUAAAUACUUUCAGGCCUUUUCAUAG
Aspergillus steynii IBT 23096 is the source of this 2553-nucleotide messenger RNA. RefSeq names its product FAD binding domain protein. The transcript has 10 exons. NCBI's taxonomy places the organism in Eukaryota, Fungi, Ascomycota, Eurotiomycetes, Eurotiales, Aspergillaceae. Gene Ontology annotation, molecular function: FAD binding; oxidoreductase activity. The record is from RefSeq and is a predicted model, not a curated record. Bases 1 to 2553 code for a protein of 850 amino acids.